GAGCGGGCGGGACCGACCCCGGCGGCGGCGGCGGAGGCCCCCCCCGAAUGCCUGGCAGUACCUUGUGGGGCUCCUGUGUUUUAAACCGAGUUUUGUGAGCAGCUUUUCAUCUUCAGCUGGAAAGAAAGAUGUGGAAAGCGUCAGCAGGCCACGCCGUGUCCAUCACCCAGGACGACGGGGGAGCCGACGACUGGGAGACCGACCCCGACUUCGUGAACGAUGUAAGCGAAAAAGAACAGAGAUGGGGGGCCAAGACCGUGAAGGGGUCCGGGCACCAGGAGCACAUCAAUAUACACAAGCUGCGAGAGAAUGUUUUCCAAGAACACCAGUCCCUCAAGGAGAAGGAACUCGAAACAGGACCAAAAGCCUCCCAUGGCUAUGGAGGGAAGUUUGGCGUGGAACAGGACCGGAUGGACAAGUCGGCCGUCGGCCAUGAGUACCAGUCAAAGCUUUCCAAGCACUGCUCACAGGUCGACUCCGUCCGGGGGUUUGGAGGCAAGUUCGGUGUCCAGGUGGACAGAGUUGACCAGUCUGCUGUAGGCUUCGAGUACCAGGGCAAGACCGAGAAACACGCCUCACAGAAAGACUACUCGAGUGGCUUCGGCGGCAAGUAUGGUGUACAGGCCGACCGGGUGGACAAGAGCGCAGUGGGCUUUGACUACCAGGGCAAGACGGAGAAGCACGAGUCGCAGAAAGAUUACUCCAGGGGUUUCGGCGGCAAGUACGGGAUCGACAAGGACAAGGUGGACAAGAGUGCGGUCGGUUUUGAGUAUCAAGGCAAAACGGAGAAGCACGAGUCCCAGACAGACUACGUGAAAGGGUUUGGAGGAAAAUUUGGUGUCCAGACAGACCGACAAGACAAAUGUGCCCUGGGCUGGGGUCACCAGGAGAGGCCGCAGCUGCACGGAUCCCAGAAAGAUUAUAAGACUGGUUUCGGAGGCAGAUUUGGUGUUCAGUCCGAGAGGCAGGACUCCUGUGCUGUGGGGUUUGAUUACCAGGAGAGACUGGCCAAGCACGAGUCCCAGCAAGACUACGCCAAAGGAUUCGGUGGAAAAUACGGGGUGCAGAAGGACCGGAUGGAUAAGAAUGCUUCCACCUUUGAGGAUGUUUCCAAGGUGGCCUCCGCUUACCAGAAGACCGUCCCUGUCGAAGCAGCGACCAGCAAAGCAAGCCACAUCAGAGCCAACUUCGAAAACCUCGCGAAGGAGAGAGAGCAGGAGGGCAGGCGGAAGGCGGAGGCGGAGCGAGCCCAGCGGAUGGCGAAGGAGCGGCAGGAGCAGCAGGCGGCGCGCAGGCAGCUGGACGAGCAAGCUAGAGCCCCGGAGCCGCCCGCCCCUGCGUCCCCCACGGCCCCACCGGCCCGGGAGCAGCCGCCUUCAGGCCCUGUCUGUGAGGACUUGGUGCUGUUCGGGGCCGAGCCAAGCCGGGGAGGCCCUGUGAGCGGGCCUGAGCCCGAGCCCGAGCCCGUGUACAGCAUGGAGGCCGGCGGUCCUCAGGAGGCCAGCAGCCAGCAGGGCCUGGCCCAUGCUCUGGAGUCCGUUCAUGAAGGCACAGACACUCAGGGCCACUAUCCAGCAGAGGAAAACACCUAUGAUGAGUAUGAAAAUGACCUCGGGAUCACAGCUAUCGCCCUCUAUGACUACCAGGCUGCGGGUGAUGACGAAAUCUCCUUCGACCCGGAUGACAUCAUCACCAACAUUGAAAUGAUCGAUGACGGCUGGUGGCGCGGGCUCUGCAAGGGCAGGUACGGGCUCUUCCCUGCCAACUACGUGGAGCUGCGGCAGUAGCUCCGGUCCUGCCCGCCUGCCCUGCCUUCUGUGCCUGCUCAGGCCCAGGGCCGUACAUCCUGCUUUACAUUUUAAGCUUCUGCUCAUGCCUGGGAAAUGUUUAUGCCACAGAAUUUGCUAAUAUAUUGCGGUCAUGUUUCUUAGGAGGACUUGGGUAAUUAUUUUUAUGAGUUUAAGGUAUUUCCUUUCUUGCCAAAUUGAUGUCACGCUGAGCCACUUCAGGGACCUGUAGUUCUCUUGGCUUGUUGUCCUUGCCCCACUGUCAUCGGUCAGGACCCCAUGACCAGCACGAGGAUCGCUCCCUCCUUUGUGGGCCGCUUGGGCAGUGUGGGGGCACUGGACUGCGGUCACUGCCCCAAGGCCUUCGUUUGGAGGAAGCGGGAGGGCCUGGCGGGAAGUCAGACUCAGAAACGGCUGGAGUUCGGCUAGCUUAGCAUCAUGUGGGGCAGCCUUGCAUUCAUGGCAUUUGACAGGUUUUCCCAAAGACCCGGUCCCUCUGCCAGGCCGCCUCCUCAUCUGCCCCGACGCUGCGCCCUCCUCCCGCCCCCAGCACUCAGUGUCCUUUCAGAUUGCCCGCCCCGCCCUGGCCUGCGCAGUCCAGCUGUCUGUCCUGUGGGAGGGCAGGUGCCUUCUCUGUCGCACACUGCCUAAAACGUUCUGCCCAUCGACAGUCAUGCGCUUUUUGCCAAAAUAUGUCAAAGGACAGUAAGGUUUGAUUGAGUGACUUGGCUACAAAUACAAAGUGAACCAGAAGGAGGGCUCUGACCCAGAUGCCCCUGUGGAGGCUGCGUGGGGCGUGUUGCCUUCCCGAGAGACCAGCAGCCCAGCGACGCCUGCCCAUGGUCAGGGGCAGUGUCUGAGGGGGCACAUGGCAUGGCCUUGGGUGUUUGGGACGUUCAUGAUGAGGGACGCGCCCUCUUUCCUGAAGUGCAUCUCUGCGGAAUCCUUGCUUUACCACAGUUAGGUCGGGUUUUAUAUGCAAUUACUGUAUCUAAAUUUCUGUAGCACAUCUCAUAGGUAUGAUUUUUUUAAAUUAAAUAUUCAAAUAAACCUUUUUUUGAUCCA
Manis pentadactyla (Chinese pangolin) is the source of this 2852-nucleotide messenger RNA. It is a transcript of the gene CTTN, whose product is annotated as cortactin. Gene Ontology annotation, molecular function: actin filament binding. The record is from RefSeq and is a predicted model, not a curated record. Gene Ontology annotation, biological process: regulation of actin filament polymerization. Gene Ontology annotation, cellular component: plasma membrane; site of polarized growth; actin filament. Lineage: Eukaryota; Metazoa; Chordata; Mammalia; Pholidota; Manidae. The transcript has 18 exons. Bases 129 to 1787 code for a protein of 552 amino acids.